This is a messenger RNA of Penicillium alfredii, 843 nucleotides long. RefSeq lists its product as uncharacterized. Lineage: Eukaryota; Fungi; Ascomycota; Eurotiomycetes; Eurotiales; Aspergillaceae. The record is from RefSeq and is a predicted model, not a curated record. The coding region runs from base 1 to 843 and encodes 280 amino acids. The transcript has a single exon.
AUGGGCCACAAGUUCUCCGCCAUCCACGGGGUCAAGUCCGACCACUUCUACGAGCCAGGCAACGCCAUCAACGAGAUCUGGGUCGGCGACGUCGAGGUCGUUUCCCGACUACCAUUUGGCGAUUCAGACUUAGAGCAGGCCGGAUGGCCGGAGGGAAACUGGCCAAAGAUCCCCUGGCACCAUUUCAUCAUCCCCUUGAAGCGGGACGAUAUCUACCUCAUGAACGGCACCCUUCACACCCAACCUGGCACUGGCGUGAAAUGUCCGAUGCAAGUGUUACCACAAGGGGGGUACUACAAUGUCUUCCGACGAAUUGACCCAGGAUGGAGCAUAUGCAUUGGGUACAUGAUCUUCUUCGGCGCUUUGACCUUGUUGCGGCUCACCUGGGAUGCCGCGACAUUUUUGCUCUGGAUUCUCAUGGCUCUGCGAAGUCAGGGUGCUAGGACCCCGCUGUGUGCGACGGACAUCGAGACGAUGAAAACAGCUUUCGGGACUUACGUGAAAAAAACGAUCCUAUAUUCUCUCGCCACAUUCGGCCUCAUCAUUCUGGGCUUACCUGCUUUGACCGCUGGCGCGGAGCAAACGGAUGUGACCACCUUUCUCAAUGUUACUUGUGGGAUGUUCAUAUUCAUGCUCGUGUUUAUGAGAUGUCUCGAGACUGCUGGGCUGUGGUAUUUUCGAUCCCGAAUCCUCAAGUUAUCGCGGCGGCCUGCGGAAGUCGAGCUCGAGAGUGGGAGUGCUGUGGAAACUCCCUCGAUGUCCACUCAACACAGCCAACCACCUGAGAAUGAGACGGAGAUUCGUUCACCAGCUCCUCCGUACCAAGCGGUAGAGUCGAAAUAA